This is a messenger RNA of Dunckerocampus dactyliophorus (ringed pipefish), 2830 nucleotides long. It is a transcript of the gene xrra1, whose product is annotated as X-ray radiation resistance associated 1. Gene Ontology annotation, molecular function: protein binding. Gene Ontology annotation, cellular component: nucleus. The transcript has 17 exons. The coding region runs from base 56 to 1615 and encodes 519 amino acids. The record is from RefSeq and is a predicted model, not a curated record. NCBI's taxonomy places the organism in Eukaryota, Metazoa, Chordata, Actinopteri, Syngnathiformes, Syngnathidae.
GCGUCCAAGCUGUUGCUAAGAGAUCUAGCACACUGCAGCAACAACUUCUUUUAACAUGACUGCUUCUGUCUUUAAAAGCUACCGUGGAUUUAAUUCGACCAAAUGUUUUCCAGCACGGACGUUAAUUUGUCGAAAGGAAGAAGGUGCUUCUCACUGGCUGGUGGCUUACAGAAAGGCAGAGGAGCGCAAAAACGUGACUUUGGCUCGAAAACUAAAGAAAAGUAAUACUAAAGAAAAGAGCUGCGAUAGAUGUUAUACAUUAGACAGAGAUUUCCUGCUGCAGCUUCAUGGUGUUGAUGAGCCAUCAGAACUGUGCACUGUCAAUGUCAGUGAGCUGGAGCUGAACGCUGUCAAGCCAGAAGACCUCAAGGCGUUUGGCAAUGUAGCUUUCGUUGAUGCAUCCAUGAACUCCCUCUCUUUAGGCUCUUUCGGCAGUUUUGUUUCUUUAAGAGAACUCAAUCUGGCUGUAAACGGCCUUUGCAACGUCACAUUCGAUGCGGCAGACUUCCCUCAUCUUCAGGUGUUGGAUUUGUCCUAUAACUGUUUGUCAGCUGAUGAUGUCGCCUCAUUCGGCAGACUUCCACGUCUAAAAGUUCUUCAUCUGACUGGAAAUGAGCUAUGUCGUCUUCCUCCUCAUCUUGGAGCACAGCUGCCUGACCCCCGCUGUCCUUUGCGCUGUGGCGAUCCGUUUAACGCUUUGGAGGUCCUGAUGCUUGAUGAUAACAAAUUGUCCUCUGAGGUCUUCAGGAGCCUCUCAAACCUCAAGAGACUGAAGCACUUAAACCUCCAAGGGAACCGCAUCACACAAAUACCGUAUUUGAAACUGAUGAUGGGCUGCAUCAAACCUUUGCAGACUUCCAGCGAAGAAGAAAGACAUGACCGUGCUGAGCAGAAGAAUUUCAGCACCAUGUCACAGGAGAGUGACGUCCUCAGAGGGUUGCUGUCACCUCUACCAGAACUUCAGUUCCUUGACUUAUCUCACAACAAGAUUGCCGAAGAGGAGGUGCUGCUGCCUGCGGCUGUUUUUCCAAAGCUUCGAGAAAUUGAUAUUCGCUCCAACCCUAUAGCCACAAAGAAAUGCGGAGACCCCCCCUUGCUGACAUAUUACCUCCAGGAGAAAAUGGGAAUAACAGUAACACGUAAAGAUGUCUCCAGAGCUGCCAAGCAUGGCCUCAGGAUGUCUGCUUCUCCAUACUGGAAGUCCUUGCAGGUGGAGGAGGUGUUAACCAAGACUGUGUUGAUGCAUAAGCGUCGUCCUGCUUUAAUCCAGUUUGAGGAAGGUGAGGUGACAGUGGGGUCAAAGGGUAACCUGGACACAGAUGGACACUUCUUUCAUACACAGGCAAACAACAUCUCUGAAGAUGACCAGACUUCCAUGAGACACAAACACAAAGCCACGCCUGAGAGAUUUUCUCUCAGCAAAAAGAAGAUGGACGCAAAAUCAAAUCCUGAUGUGGUGUGGCCUGUUGGAAUUCAAACAGCUGUUCAAAUGCUGGAGCACACACUGAAGAAUCUUAAUAUUUACAGAGACUCCAAACCAAAACUUGAUCGCAUCCAGACGUCGUACAGACAAAGACUCGAACAGGGAACUGCCAGCUAUCAGACCAAGACCUAGUGAACUGCUUGAUGAGAUAAUCAAAGACCUAAGGUAGUGUAACUCUGGCACUAAUUUGAAGAAGCGAGAACACAAGGAGGAACUUGGAGACACAACACAAGCUCCUGCAUAGCAAAGCAAUGGAACAAGGAGUUAACAGUGAAAAGACAAAGUGUGUGUAGCGGCCAGGAACAAAAGUUUGGUUGGAUUUCAUGUUCAAACAUGAUUUUUUUCACUGGACUGAAAAAAAUUAAACAAAAUACUUACAGUACAUUAUGAAUUUUAGUCAAAAAUACUAGACUGUUAUUAUUAUUACUUAAUAUUAGUAGUAGUAAUAGUAUUCAUUGUUUCUGAAAUUAUUAUAAUAAUAAUUAUUAUUAUAAGAGAGGACUUUAUUGAUCCCUAACAAGAACAAUUCUGUAUUCAUUCAAAUUCAUUCAAAUACCCAGCUAAAAAAUAUACAUACAGUACAUUUGUGCUGGAAAAGUAUAUUGUACUUUGAGUAUGUGCUGAUUAUAUUGUGCACACAUAUAGUAUAGUCAUACUAUUAGUGUAGUAGUCUGGCGCAGGGGUGUCCAAAGUGCUGCCUAGCGGCCAUUUAUGGCCCACAGGUGUAUUUUUAUUGGCACAGUCUAAAAAUAUGAUUAAACAAGAAAAUGAAAUUUUACAUUCUACAAGACUAAAGAUGAAACAUUAAGGGAGUUAAGUCAUAAUAUUAAGAGAAAAAAUAGCAUGAAAUUAAAAAAUAAAUGACUAUAAUGUUUUUUUUUAAGUCAUAACAUGAGAAACAAAGAAAAUAAUUGCAGUUUUUGGAAAAUUUGGGUGAGUAAAAAUUGGAACGUUACGAUAAUAAAGUCAAAAUAUUAUGAGAAUAAUGACAUGAUAGGUCAAGAAAAAAUGUACAAGAAGAAAGUAUGUGUUUGUAAAAAUUUGUAUUUUUUUUUUUUUUGAAAAAGGAAAAAUGGGGAAAAAGUGGGAAAAAAAUGAAAAUAAAAUGAAAAAAGUUCAUACUCAUAAAUAUACAAACAUUUGAGAUGCAGGCUGUACAUCUUUUUUAAGUACGAAAAACUAGACGUUUUUACGUUUGUACGCAUAAAUGUAAAAGUAGCCCCCGCAUCAUUUGAUUUUUCAGCAUGUGGCCCUCAGUGGAAAAAACUUGGACACCCCUGGCCUAGAGGUAUUAUUAAAUACUGUAUCUAUUUAUUUAAAAUGUUCUAAUUUACUUCAUGAGUAUGU